Messenger RNA from Kluyveromyces lactis, 2055 nucleotides. It is a transcript of the gene CLF1, whose product is annotated as Clf1p. Lineage: Eukaryota; Fungi; Ascomycota; Saccharomycetes; Saccharomycetales; Saccharomycetaceae. Bases 1 to 2055 code for a protein of 684 amino acids. The record is from RefSeq and is a predicted model, not a curated record. Gene Ontology annotation, cellular component: U2-type catalytic step 2 spliceosome; post-mRNA release spliceosomal complex; Prp19 complex. Gene Ontology annotation, biological process: mRNA splicing, via spliceosome; spliceosomal complex assembly. The transcript has a single exon. Gene Ontology annotation, molecular function: protein binding.
AUGGGUGACAAUAGUUUAUCCAAUGAAGCCAUCACUGCCGAUAAUAUUUUGAAGGAUGCCUUUAGCCAAAAGAAGCAGAUUGCAGCUACUACGAAGGCAGAUAUAUUAGAUUUGGAAGAACUGAAAGACUGGCAACGAAGGAAAAGAACAGAGUAUGAGACAGUUUUGAAAAGAAAUAGGUUAGACCUUCGUCAAUGGAUGAGGUAUGCUCAAUUUGAAUUUGAUCAGAAAGAUAUACGAAGAGCUAGGUCCAUUUAUGAACGCGCUCUUCUUGUUGAUCAUGGGUUUAUUCCACUAUGGAUUCAAUACAUCGACAGUGAAAUCAAAUGGAAAAAUAUCAACCAUGCAAGGAACUUGUUAGACAGAGCAACAAACGCUCUUCCUCGUGUUGAUAAGCUCUGGUUCAAAUAUCUUUUAUUGGAAGAAUCUUUGGGAAAUCAGGGUAUUGUACGAGGCAUUUAUACAAGAUGGUGUUCAUUUGAACCUGGUCCCGAUGCAUGGGACUCCUUCAUCGAGUUCGAAACAAGGUGCUUGAAUUUUGAAAAUGUCAGGAACAUUUACUCGAAGUUUGUUCUAGUCCAUCCUCAAAUAGAUACCUGGUUGAAAUGGGUUCGUUUUGAACAAACUCAUGGAGAUAUAUCAUCCGUACGAACAGUGUUCUCAUUCGCGCUAGACACACUCACAAGUUUCAGCGGAACACCACUGGUAGAUAUUGAACGAGUUAUUGGUAGCUUCGCUUCCUGGGAAGCUUCUCAGGGAGAGUAUGAACGAUCUAGAACGUUAUACCGACUAGCAGUUGAAAGAUGGCCAAUUUCUGAAGCAUUAAAGGAACAGCAGAUUCAGUUCGAGAAGAAGUUCGGCUCUUCGAAAAAUAUGGAGGACAUAGUAAUCGCUAAAAGGAAAGCCGAGUACGAGCAAUAUCUAAAAUCAGAUCCCUAUCAUUAUUCUACUUGGUGGGUCUAUAUUGACCUGGUUGAGGAAAAAUAUCAAGAGCAAUUGACAUCAGCUUUCCAGUCGUUCAUUGAAUUGGCAAAGCCGAAGUCCCUGGUAAAGGAUUCGAGCUGGAAGAGGUACAUAAGAAUCUGCGUACGAUACUUGGUCUAUCUAGAGCUCACCAUUAAUGAUUUGCCUACGAUACGCUCGGUUUAUCAAGACAUCCUCGACAUCAUUCCACAUAAGAAGUUUACAUUCGGUAAACUGUGGAUAAUGUAUGCAGAAUUCGAAAUUAGGCAGAACAACUUGCUGAAAGCAAGAAAAAUUCUGGGUGUGAGCUUAGGAAAGUCCCCCAAGCCAAAAGUGUUUAAAUAUUACAUCAAUUUGGAGAUAAGGCUAAAAGAGUUUGAUAGAGUGAGAAAGCUAUACGAGAAAUACAUCGAUUUCAAUCCUAGUUCAGUGCAAUCAUGGUUGGAUUAUGCAGAAUUAGAAGAAAAUUUAGGAGAUGAAGAUAGAUCAAGAGGGAUCUAUGAUAUCUCCAUGAGCAAUAAUGUUGGAUUAUCUGAAUCGGACCAGCUGAUUGUCAUUCAGCGCUAUAUCGCUUUUGAAACUGAUGCAGCAGAAUAUGAAAAGGCUAGAGAGUUGUACGAGAAGUAUUUGAUUUUGAGUAGAUAUGACGUGAACAUAUGGAUAAACCAGGCGCUUUUCGAGAGCACUAUUCCAACUGAGACCCAACUAAUAGCCUAUCAACAAUCUCAUCAAGACGGGAAUUUUGACGACGAUGGCGAAGAGGAGUUCAGUUUUGAAAUUACACCUGAGAAUAAGCAUCACACCAGGGCUAUUUUUGAGAAGGCAAUUUCAUAUUUCAAAGAACAUAAUGAAGAUAAGAAACGCCAGCAAGUUUUACAAUCUCUCCUGGAGUAUGAGAAAGUUCAUGGUAAUCAAGAAACUUUGGAAAAGGUCAAUGCUAGACAACCAAGUUUGGUUAGGGAAAAAGUUACUAUCGAUAACAUUGAGCAAGAGUCAUAUAAAUUGGAUUUUCCGGACGAUCGUGUUGCUCAACCUCCUAUUGCUCGAAAUCUUCUAGCUUUGGCAAAACAAUGGGAGAAAAAUUCCAGCUGA